AUGGGCCACACCCAAUUACUUGACGAUGGAUUCGAAAUCGAUCUAUUAACUGAAGAUAAUUACGAUACAUGGAAGAUAAAAGUUGAGGAUUAUUUGACAAAAACUGAUUUGUGGAAGUAUGUCGAUGGGGACUUUUCAUCAAAACCAUUAAGGAACAAAGAAAAUGAUCUAGCGGUGUGGGAGCGAAAAAAUAAUUAUGCUAAAUCUACUAUUACUCUAUUUAUUACCGAAUCAAUACUUAAAAAAGUUCAUUUAGAUCCGAAUUUAUCAGCUAUUUCAAAAAAUCUACUCUAUGAUUUGUUAAAUAGAGAAGAAUACAAAUCUAUAGAUAACGAUAGAGGAACAAAGUACUUGUUUUCAGAACCAUUCAAUCAGAAUGAAAAUAAUUUGUCACAUACAAACGAGGAUAACAGAAAAUAUUUACAAUCGCUACUUAAAGGAGACAAGAAGACAACAUCAGACGAACCUAAAAGACGAUACACUUGUAGUGUUUGCGGUCGAGACGGCCAUAAUAAAAGAACUUGUCAACUAAAAUCAUCUUCUGCUGCCGAAUCAUCAGCUAAUCUAACUACGCCGUCUAAAAGAACAUACAAAUGCGGAGUGUGCGGUGAUGAAGGACAUAAUAAGACAACAUGUCCACAAAAUAGUAGCAAAAGUACUCCUGCGUCCACUUCAACAUCUUCAGAAAUACCCAAGAGGACGUAUACGUGUGGUAACUGUGGAAAAUCAGGGCAUAAUCGAACAACAUGCCCGGAAAAUAAACCUGUAGCGAUUGCUACCUCUACUCCAAAAAGGACUUAUACUUGCGGAAACUGCGGAAAAGAAGGACAUAACAGAACUAGUUGUCCUCAAAAUAUUCCAAUUACUACAUUUUCAUUAAAUUCAACUGGAAGAAAUUAUUCAUGUGGAUUGUGUGGUGGUCAAGGACAUAACAGAACAACUUGUGCACUUAAUAAUGUUUUAUCAUCAAGUACUCGGGGAGUUUCACCAAAUGAGUAUUCCGGAUCAUCAUCAAUCCAACGCCUUUUAUCAUCUUCAUCUGAUAGUGGCGGAAGAAGCUAUUCAUGUGGGCUAUGUGGUGGUCAAGGUCAUAAUAGAAGAACUUGUUCGCUAAAUAAUUCAUCUCCUACUCCAUCAUUUUCAUCCUUCUCACCACGACCAUCAUCAUCGUUAUCUUCAUCUGGUAGCGGCGGAAGAAGCUACUCAUGUGGGCUGUGUGGUGGUCAAGGACAUAACAGAAGAACGUGCUCAUACCGAUAAAAAUAUGGAAAUAUUAUAUUCUUCAGGAUAUAUAUAUAUAUAUUUUACUUGUAGACACAUAUUACAAUUGUGUAAAAUAGUUUUUAAGAUUAUAAAUUUAAGAAUAAUAUCUCGUAAUUUAAUCAACAUAUCUUGGUUAUGGAUAAGGUUUAAAAAAAUAUUAUUUUUAAUUUUUAUUUUUAUUGUCGUAAAAAGAAAAUAAUGAUAAGCUUAAUAAACACCGCACAAGUUUUUUUUAUCGAUAAAUAAAUAAAAUCAGAUAAUACUAGAUUAUAAACUGAUAAAUAAUAAUCAAAUGUAUAAAUGUAAGCGAUUUUUAGCAUUUUUCAAUCAGUUUUUUAAACACAAAAAUAAAUAUUAAGAUUUAAUUAUAUAAUUAUUAUCUUUCCAUAAUGCUUAAAAAAAUUAUUUUUAUAAUGAUUAUUGGAUUAUUAUCAAUAACGAUGAUUUUAGCAGCAACUAAAAAAUGUGCAGUUAUCGGAGAGUUCUGCACUGUUGAAGAAAAUUGCUGCAAACCAUUUCAUUGUCUUGGAUAUAUGAAAAGAUGUGUGACUUGAAUUUAAAGAAAAAAUAAAGUUAUUAAAUCUUGUUAACUAUUAUUGUAAAAAUAUUAUGUAUAAAAUUAAAUAAAAUAAAAUAAAAAAAUAAACAAA
Messenger RNA from Microplitis mediator, 1913 nucleotides. RefSeq names its product zinc finger protein 418-like. The record is from RefSeq and is a predicted model, not a curated record. Gene Ontology annotation, molecular function: zinc ion binding; translation regulator activity; single-stranded RNA binding. Gene Ontology annotation, cellular component: cytoplasm. Bases 1 to 1260 code for a protein of 419 amino acids. Gene Ontology annotation, biological process: positive regulation of cytoplasmic translation. The transcript has 12 exons. NCBI's taxonomy places the organism in Eukaryota, Metazoa, Arthropoda, Insecta, Hymenoptera, Braconidae.